GCAGUUGACCUUGUUCUAGGUUCAACUAAUUUCUCCCCUUUACAUCAAUCAAAUUCAUCAACCACACAUCCCUAACCCGUACUCGUCCAAACACGGCGUACAAAUUCAAAGAAUUUGCCAACCUGUGAUUGCGGCGUACAUCUUCCCUACAUUACACCACCUCAAUAAUUUGACUACUGCCUAGCUUUUUUUUUCCUCUUUGCAAAAACAGUUUUUAUCUACCGCGGACUACUAAGUCCCCAAUCAGAUAUCAACACCCUCGUUUGCGAAUCAAUCACACAUCGCAAUUCCUGCGGCAACAUCAGCAAAAAUGGCGGAACCGAUUAAGAAUCGACGUGCAGAGGUUCCUGCUCCUACUCCGCAAAAUACGCCUGCUAGCAAUGCCCCGAUCUCUUCCCAUGCCCAACAACCGGGCGUCGCUAGUAUCAAGGAAGAGGAUCUGGAUCGCGCUGCUGCCGCGUCUAUCUUUGCCCAGAACCCCAAGCUGGUUCAGAUGAUUCAAGGCCGACUUGGCUCUCUAGUUGGUCGAUCAUCAGGUUACAUCGAGUCCCUUCCCGCCGUCGUUCGUCGCCGUGUUGCUGGCCUAAAGGGUAUCCAAAAAGACCACUCGAAGCUUGAGGCCGAGUUCCAGGAGGAGGUUCUCCAGCUAGAGAAGAAGUAUUUCGCCAAGUUCACACCCCUCUACCAGCAGCGUGCCGCGAUCGUCAACGGUAGCGAGGAACCUAGUGAGGAGCAGGUCAAGGCUGGUGAGGAAGAGAACGAGGAAGAGGAUGAGACUAAGGCUGAGAAGGAUGACAAGCCGGCUUCUGACAACGCCGAGCUCGUUAAGGGUAUUCCUGAAUUCUGGCUGUCUGCCAUGAAGAACCAGAUCUCACUCGCUGAGAUGAUCACUGACCGCGAUGAGGCUGCUCUCCGCUACCUCACCGACAUCCGAAUGGAGUACCUGGACAAGCCUGGAUUCCGCUUGAUCUUCGAGUUCGCCGAGAACGACUUCUUCACCAAUAAGACAGUCACCAAGACGUAUUUCUACCAGAACGAAAGCGGCUAUGGCGGUGAUUUCAUCUACGACCACGCUGAAGGUGAUAAGAUCAACUGGAAGGAAGGCAAGGAUCUCACUGUUCGCAUCGAGAGCAAGAAGCAGCGAAACAAGAACACCAAGCAAACCCGCAUUGUCAAGAAGACUGUCCCCACCGAGUCGUUUUUCAACUUCUUCUCGCCCCCCAAGGCACCCACCGAUGACGACGAUGAUGCCGCUUCUGACAUCGAGGAGCGCCUAGAGUUAGAUUACCAACUCGGUGAAGACAUCAAGGAGAAGUUGAUUCCUCGAGCCAUCGACUGGUUUACUGGUGAGGCCUUGGCCUUUGAGGAGCUUGACGACCUUGAGGAGGAGCAAUUUGAUGAAGACGAUGACGAUGAGGAUGAUGACCUAAGUGAGGAUCGCGAUGACGAAGAGGAGGAGUCCGAUGACGAUGACGAUGGCGCGAAGCCGAAGCAAGAGGCGCAAGAAUGCAAGCAAAGUUAAAUCUUGUCCUUUUCCUGCUAACGAUUUCUACUCCUACUUAAUUCACGUCACUGGUCCUACUAAGAAGAGGAGGUAGGGAUGAGUAAUGACAGUCUCGUCCGUUGAAAACACCCCUCUAUCGUUCUUAUCGACGAGGACAAAUUUAAUCUU
Molecule: messenger RNA, 1672 nt
Organism: Hypoxylon trugodes
Lineage: Eukaryota; Fungi; Ascomycota; Sordariomycetes; Xylariales; Hypoxylaceae
Product: nucleosome assembly protein
Exons: 5
Coding region: 311-1522 (403 amino acids)
Biological process (GO): nucleosome assembly
Cellular component (GO): nucleus; chromatin
Molecular function (GO): chromatin binding; histone binding
Source: RefSeq, a predicted model, not a curated record